Chrysochloris asiatica (Cape golden mole) is the source of this 1232-nucleotide messenger RNA. It is a transcript of the gene DRD2, whose product is annotated as dopamine receptor D2. NCBI's taxonomy places the organism in Eukaryota, Metazoa, Chordata, Mammalia, Afrosoricida, Chrysochloridae. Gene Ontology annotation, cellular component: glutamatergic synapse; presynaptic membrane. Gene Ontology annotation, molecular function: G protein-coupled receptor activity; dopamine neurotransmitter receptor activity, coupled via Gi/Go. The record is from RefSeq and is a predicted model, not a curated record. Bases 10 to 1074 code for a protein of 354 amino acids. The transcript has 6 exons. Gene Ontology annotation, biological process: adenylate cyclase-inhibiting dopamine receptor signaling pathway; adenylate cyclase-activating adrenergic receptor signaling pathway.
CCACCCAUUAUGUUGCUUUGUUCCCAGGUGGUGGGUGAGUGGAAAUUCAGCAGAAUCCACUGUGACAUCUUUGUCACUCUGGACGUCAUGAUGUGCACAGCAAGCAUCCUGAACCUGUGUGCCAUUAGCAUCGACAGAUACACAGCUGUGGCCAUGCCCAUGCUCUACAACACGCGCUAUAGCUCCAAGCGCCGAGUCACCGUCAUGAUCGCCAUCGUCUGGGUCCUGUCCUUCACCAUCUCCUGCCCACUGCUCUUCGGACUCAACAACACAGACCAGAACGAGUGCAUCAUCGCCAACCCCGCCUUCGUGGUCUACUCUUCCAUCGUCUCCUUCUACGUGCCCUUCAUCGUCACGCUGCUGGUCUAUAUCAAGAUCUACAUUGUCCUCCGCAAGCGCCGAAAGCGAGUCAACACCAAGCGCAGCAGCCGAGCUUUUAGGACCAACCUGAGGGCUCCACUGAAGGGCAACUGUACUCACCCCGAGGACUUGAGACUCUGCACGGUUAUCAUGAAGUCUAAUGGGAGUUUCCCAGUGAACAGGCGGAGAGUGGAUGCUGCCCGCCGAGCUCAGGAGCUGGAGAUGGAGAUGCUGUCCAGCACCAGCCCACCCGAGAGGACCCGGUACAGCCCCAUCCCACCCAGCCACCACCAGUUGACCCUCCCUGACUCAUCCCACCACGGCCUCCACACCACUCCCGACAGCCCUGCCAAGCCAGAGAAGAAUGGGCAUGCCAAAGACCACCCCAAGAUUGCCAAGAUCUUUGAGAUCCAGACCAUGCCCAAUGGCAAAACCCGGACCUCUCUCAAGACCAUGAGCCGCAGGAAGCUCUCCCAGCAGAAGGAGAAGAAAGCCACUCAGAUGCUUGCCAUUGUGCUGGGCGUGUUCAUCAUCUGCUGGCUGCCCUUCUUCAUCACACACAUCCUGAACAUACACUGUGACUGCAACAUCCCACCCGUCCUGUACAGCGCCUUCACGUGGCUGGGUUAUGUUAACAGCGCCGUCAACCCCAUCAUCUACACGACCUUCAACAUCGAGUUCCGCAAGGCCUUCCUGAAGAUCCUACACUGCUGACUCUGCUGCCCACCCACACAGCAGCUGCUUCUCGCCUCCUGGCCCUGGCAGGCCUGGUCCCAGCCCCUGGGUGCCUGGGGCAGGAAGGCACGGGGUGGACUGAGCCCUCCCUUCACCCAGCCAGGCCCUGAAGUGUUAGCUUGGCUCCAUGACCUCAC